Messenger RNA from Vombatus ursinus (common wombat), 14916 nucleotides. It is a transcript of the gene PCLO, whose product is annotated as piccolo presynaptic cytomatrix protein. Gene Ontology annotation, molecular function: structural constituent of presynaptic active zone; protein binding; metal ion binding. Bases 1 to 14916 code for a protein of 4971 amino acids. NCBI's taxonomy places the organism in Eukaryota, Metazoa, Chordata, Mammalia, Diprotodontia, Vombatidae. The transcript has 26 exons. The record is from RefSeq and is a predicted model, not a curated record. Gene Ontology annotation, biological process: protein localization to synapse; presynaptic active zone assembly. Gene Ontology annotation, cellular component: glutamatergic synapse; axon; GABA-ergic synapse.
AUGGGCAACGAAGCGAGCUUGGAAGGGGAAGGUCUCCCUGAAGGGCUGACAGCUGCUGCGGCGGCGGCGGCAGCAGCCGGAGGAGGGGACGGCGGGGCGGGGAGCACCUUACACACCAUGAUCCCGGCCGGCAUGGAGGCGGAUCUGAGCCAGCUGAGCGAGGAGGAGAGGAGACAGAUCGCUGCUGUCAUGUCAAGGGCGCAGGGGCUGCCCAAAGGAAACGUCCCCCCCGCCGCAGCGGAACCACCUUCUAUGCAAAGGAAACCAGAGUUUGAUACCAGUCAUCAUCCAAAGCAACCAGGGAAGCCUCCAGAUCCUGGGCAUCCUGGACAACUCAGUAAAAGUAGAACAACAGAUACUUUGAGAACUGAGCAGAAAUCCCCUGGAAGGAGCCCUUCUACUACUAGCCUGAGAGAAUCGAAAUCUCGAACGGAUUUUAAAGAAGAACAAAAGUCAAGCAUCAUGCCUAGUUUUCUCACAGAUUCCAACCCAUUAAGUGCUGUCUCAUCUGUUGUAAAUAAAUUUAACCCUUUUGAUUUGAUAUCAGACUCUGAUGUAUCCCAGGAAGAAGCCACCAAGAAACAAAAAGCUGCUCAGAAGGAACAGGGGAAACCUGAGGGAAUCACAAAACCUGCAUCUCAACAGCAGUCCCCUAAACCAAUUACAAAACCACAAGGGCCUCCCAAAGUUACAUCUCAGCAAGCUGGUACUACCAAAUCAAUACCUCCUCAACAACCUGGAAAAACCAAGCCUCAGUCUCUUGGGACAGGAAAGCCAACUCAAGCUUUAGGGUCAACAGAAGAAGAAGAUUCGCGAUCAGAACAGGCAAAAUCACAACUUCAGCAGCGAGGUCCAAUCAAAUCUCAGCUAGACCCUGCAAAAUCAGAUCCUGCUAAAUCAGUAUCACAAGGCCCAUCCAAAAUACUUUCCCAGCAACCAGGGCCUACAAAACUACCUGCCCAACAGCCAAACCCCACAAAACCACCUGUUCAGCAGUCAGGCCCCACAAAACCUCCCACUCAGCAGCCUGGACCAACAAAACCCCCCACUCAGCAGCCAGGGCCCUCAAAACCACCCACUCAGCAGCCAGGGCCCACAAAACUACCCACUGCCCAGACUGGGGCUUCAAAGACCCUCACCCAGCCACCAGGGACCACAAAACCAUCUACCCAGCAGCCUGGGCCUUCAAAGACCCCCACCCAGCAGCCAGGGACCACAAAACCCCCCCCUCAACAGCCAGGACCAACAAAACCCCUUGGUCAGCAGACAACAAAACCAUCAAGCCAACAAGCAGAGCCUGGAAAACCUUUGCAACCACAAUCAACUUCAUUUCCAUCUACAGCACUGACAUCAGCACAGGCCCCCCGCAAAACCUUUUGUCCUCUUUGCAGUACCACGGAACUUCUGCUACAUACGCCAGAAAAGGCCAAUUAUAAUACUUGCACUCAGUGUCAAACAACUGUCUGUAGCCUGUGUGGGUUCAGUCCGCCACAUGUAACAGAGGUUAAAGAGUGGCUUUGUUUAAACUGCCAGAUGCAAAGAGCAUUGGGUGGUGAUCUGGCCCCAGUUCCACCAACUCCUCAGCAGAAACAGAAGGUUAGCCCUGUGGUUACAGCAUCUUCUGUGACUAAGCCAGCCCCUCCAUCCCAGCAGACUUCCCUGAAGAAAGAUGGUACCCCUAAACCAGAUCUUUCAAAGCCCCCUGAGAUUAAAAAGCCUCCGCCACUCACAAAACAACCAUCCAUUCCAGGAUCUCCUCCAGCAAAAGCCAAGCAGCCUUCCCCAAGAGAGUCUAUAACCCAGCCAACUCCUCACCCAGAGGCUUCUUUCAAAUCUGAAGAAGCCAAGGCACCAAUGGCUGACGACAAACCCAAACAGCCAAAGAUACAGAAGCCUACAGCAGAUGUUGUGGCUUCCUCGUUAGCUGCAGCGAAACCUGAUCUCCCAGGCUCCAAAAUACAAUCACAGGUUCAGGAGAAAACAGCACAGCCUCCUAAAACAGAUUCUGCCAAAUCAACACAAAUUAUCCCACCAGUGGGGGAUAAAGAAGCCCCACCUGAUUCUAAAGGCCCAUUACGUACUCCAUCUGAUUCCAAACUCACUUCACAACCUGGGGUGAUUUCAGAGAGUAAAAGUCAAAAACAAGUUGAUCCAGUUCAAAAAAAGGAAGACCCUAAGAAAGCACAAACCAAAAUGAGCCCCAAGCCAGAUGCCAAGCAAAUGCCAAAAGGAUUGCCUACCCUCCCAGGCACAAAGCCUAGUCCCGGACAACCCACACCUAUACCCCAGCAGCCCCCAAAGACUCAAGAUCAGUCAAGAAGGUUCAGUCUUAAUCUGGGAAGUAUCACGGAUGCCCCCAAAUCACAGCCCACAACUCCCCAAGAGACAGUGACUGGGAAACUAUUUGGAUUUGGAGCAUCUAUCUUUAGCCAGGCAUCAAAUUUAAUUUCCACAGCUGGCCAAGCAGGAAUUCAAGCACAAGGUAUGCCAGGGGCUCCAACCAAACAGCCCCCUCCUCCUCCACAUCCGCCUGUAUCUCAGGUACUGCCUAAGCCCACCAGUCAAACUCCACAAACAGUUCCUAAAACCACACCUGUUAAAAAGGACACAAAAACUCCAAUUGCUGAAAAAACUGAGGUGCCUAAAAUUGAACAGGUUGCCCCAAUCAAAGGCACAGAAUCAGAAAAGAAGCCCCUUCCCACAAAAGAUAGCAAACUUCAACUGGUAGAACCACAAAAGGCUACUGGUGCUCUGGAAUCAGAAAAGCCCACCAAGCCAAAAUCUACUUGCCCCCUUUGUAAAACUGGCUUAAAUGUGGGCUCUAAGGAUCCUCCCAACUUUAAUACUUGUACAGAAUGCAAGAAUGUGGUAUGCAAUCUCUGUGGAUUUAACCCAACGCCACACUUAACUGAGGUUCAAGAAUGGCUAUGUUUAAACUGCCAGACCCAGAGAGCAAUAUCAGGACAACUUGGGGAUAUGGGCAAAAUGCCACCUUCAGUCCCACCUCUUUCUUCAGAGAUGCCUCCUGUGACAGAGCAAAUAUCCCCCAAAACAUCUUCAAUGCCUGUCCAAGUAACAGAAAAAAAGAAAGAACAAGAAGCACAAAAAGAAGAUGAAAAAGUAAAAGAAAUACCUUCACUUGAAAAGAAGCCCCCAUUGAUAAGCACAGAUGAAAAGCAUGAGGAAAGCAAAUUGAAAGACAAGAUUAUAGACCCUGAUGAUUUGGGAAAAAAGCCCAAAGAGGGACAGUUGAAAGAGAUAUUGAAACCUGAGGUACCAGCUGCUAAAGAGAAAUCCCUAGACCAGGUACCUGCUAAGGAAGUACACGAGGAAAAACAAGCCGAGCCCAAGGCAGAGGAUUCAGAGCCUAGAAUUCCCCAGAGUCCGCCCAAAGAAGAGGAGAAGACCCAGAAAAGAGAUGCCAGGCCACAGAGAGCACCAUCAGUAAAACCUGAUCAGGUGGAAACAGUGAAAGAAAAAAUAGAAAAGGAAGAUGACAAAUCAGAUGCAUCAAGUUCUCAGCAACAGAAAAGCCCUCAAGGUUUGAGUGACACAGGAUAUUCUUCUGAUGGAAUAUCAGGUUCCCUUGGUGAAAUUCCAAGUCUUAUCCCAGGUGAUGAAAAGGAUUUGCCACAGGAACUCAAAAAAGAUUCUCAUCCUCAAGAAAGUAGUCCUACAAGUCCUUCAGAUCUAGCAAAGUUAGAAAGUACUGUUCUGUCCAUUUUGGAAGCUCAAGUGAAUUCACUUGUUGAAGAAAAAUCAGAAAAGAAAAAGGAAUUAUAUGAUAGGCUUCCUGAGCAGCCCAGAGAUCAACAGAAAACCAAGGAUUUUCCUGUCAUACUGGAAUGUUAUAGCUCAGAAGAGGAAGAGCUCAAGGAAGUUCAAGAAGAAAAGAAAGAUAUCCCUGUAAAAGGUGAUAAAGAAACUAUUCCUUCCAUAAAGGCCCUCAGAGAAAAAACUGACUUUGUAGAUGAUGUGACAGCUAGAAGGCAGCGUUAUGAUUCACUAGAAGACAGCAGUGAAAGUGAAAACUCCCCUGUCUCAAGAAGGAAAAGAAGAGCUAGUAUUGGUUCAUCAAGCAGUGAUGAGUAUAAACAGGAAGACAGUCAAGGAUCAGGUGAUGAUGAAGAUUUCAUUCGAAAACAGAUCAUAGAGAUGAGUGCUGAUGAAGAUGCCUCUGGUUCAGAAGAUGAUGAUUUCAUCAGGAAACAACUCAAAGAAAUCAGUAUUACUGAGAGCCAGAAGAAGGAAGAAACAAAAGGAAAGGGGAAAGGGUUAAUUGGGAAGCAUAGGCGACUCACCAGAAAAAGUAGUACAAGCUUUGAUGAUGAUGCAGGGAGACGCCAUUCCUGGCAUGAUGAAGAUGAUGAGACAUUCGAUGAGAGCCCAGAACUAAAAUAUAGAGAAACCAAAAGUCAGGAGAGUGAAGAACUCACUGUUACUGGUGGAGGAGGUCUUAGGAGGUUCAAAACCAUUGAAUUAAAUAGCACAGUGACCGAUAAAUACUCUGAAGACUCUGUGCAAAAGAAAACAAGUUUAUAUUUUGAUGAAGAACCAGAACUGGAAAUGGAAAGUCUUACGGAUUCACCAGAAGAUAGGUCACGAGGAGAAGGAUCAUCUAGUCUGCAUGCCUCCAGUUUCACACCUGGCACAUCUCCCACAUCAGUGUCAUCUCUUGAUGAGGACAGUGACAGUAGUCCUAGCCACAAAAAGGGAGAGAGUAAGCAGCGCAAAUCUAGACACCGAUCACAUGGUCCUCUUCUUCCCACUAUUGAAGAUUCUUCAGAAGAAGAGGAGAUGAGGGAAGAAGAAGAAUUAUUAAAGGAGCAAGAAAAACAACGUGAAUUAGAACAGCAGCAAAGAAAGAGUUCCAGUAAAAAAUCAAAGAAAGACAAAGAUGAACUUCGGGCUCAAAGAAGAAGAGAAAGGCCAAAGACACCACCCAGCAAUCUCUCUCCAAUUGAAGAUGCAUCUCCUACAGAAGAAUUACGUCAGGCUGCAGAGAUGGAGGAGUUGCAUCGAUCCUCUUGCUCGGAAUAUUCACCAAGCAUAGAAUCAGACCCAGAAGGGUUUGAAAUUAGUCCAGAAAAAAUAAUAGAAGUGCAAAAAGUUUAUAAAUUGCCCACAGCUGUUUCUUUAUAUUCUCCAACAGACGAACAAUCUGUUGCAAUUCAAAAAGAAGGUGGUCAAAAGGUAUUAAAAAGUGCUGAGGAAAUGUAUGAAGAAAUGAUACAUAAAUCCCACAAAUCAAAAGCAUUUCCAACUCCAACAGAGAAAGAUGAAGUGUUUGAGAAGGAGCCAUUAUAUGGUGGAAUGCUAAUAGAGGAUUAUAUUUAUGAAUCUCUCGUAGAAGACACAUACAAUGUUGCUGUUGAUAGCAGUCUAUUAACAAGACAAGAUGAAGGUAGUGAAUUUAUGCAGCCAGGAGGGAGAGAGAGAAAAAUGAGACUUCCAGAGGAAAUCUAUGAAGAUCCUAUGCAGAAAAUCUCAGAUCUGCAGAAAGAAUUUUAUGAGCUAGAAAGUUUACACUCUAUGGUGCCUCAAGAAGAUAUUGUAUCAAGCUCAUAUAUCAUCCCUGAGAGUCAUGAAAUUGUGGAUCUAGGUGCUAUGGUAACAUCAACGAGUGAAGAAAAACAGUUAUUAGAUGCAGAUGCAGCCUAUGAGGAACUCAUGAAGAGACAACAAAUGCAGCUGACCCCAGGGUCUAGUCCAACUCAACCAGCCACUGAGCAUGAUACAACAGAGCCUACAGUAGACUUUGACAGGAUGCCCGAUACCUCACUGACAUCUAGUAUUCUCUCAGGAGCGUCACUCACAGACUCAACUAGUAGUGCAACACUUUCUAUCCCAGACGUGAAAAUAACACAGCACUUUUCGCCAGAGGAAAUAGAGGAUGAAUAUAUAACUGAUUAUACCAGAGAAAUUCAAGAGAUAAUUGCCCAUGAAUCAUCUAUUUUAGCAUACUCUGAGCCCUCAGAAAGUGCAACAUCUGUGCUACCAUCCGACACGCCUUCUCUUACAUCAUCCAUUUCAUCAGUUUGUACAACAGAUAGCUCUUCACCUAUUACUGCACCAGAAACCACAACUGCAGUUUUUAUAGAUACGGUGGACCAACUAGCUGAAUUUCAGGAUUCUGAAAAGAUUCCAUCAUUACCUCCCUUUCCAGUAGACACAACAGUGUAUUCAGAAAUAGCUGUAUCUUUAGAUCAGACUGCCCAACCCCCUCCUAAAACAAUUGUUGAUCAUGUCACAAUUUCUCUUCCUGAUCUUCCACUGUCUGUCACAUUACCUGAAGAAGCCAAACCGAAGCAGUCUGUUUCUGAAUCUUUUUCUGUUGAUUCAUCUGUGUCUGAAAAAGAAGAUACAGUAAAGAAAACUAAGAGUAAAAAUGGAAAUGGUGUUGUGCUGCAAACUUACAAAGAUAAAAGGAAGGCACCUGUACCUUCACUACGUAGAAUUAGCUCUGUAGAUUCUGUGUCUGCUCAACCACCUCCAAGUACCACUGCAGUUCCAGUUAGUGAUCAAAUAUCAACAAUUUCUUCUAUGUCUAGAGAGGUGACAGAUACAGUAUCACAAUUGCCAUCUAUGACUUCUUCAGUUCCUGCUGUGACACCUAGAGCACCUCUUCUUUGGAGAAGUUAUUCUUUGGAUUCAUCUGCCCAACCCCCGCCUGCUCCUCCUCCCCCUCCUCCUCCUCCUCCUCCUCCCCCUCCUCCUCCUCCUCCUCCUCCUCCUCCCCCUCCUCCUCCUCCACUUCCCCCACCAACUCCUCCUAAACCUGCUAUUUAUCCUAAAAAGAAGUCAUUGAAAGCUCCUCCAGUGACGUCAGCUGCUGUCGUACCUUCAGUUGACACUGUUGCUCCUGUGGAGGCUGCUGUUAUCCCAAGGAACAAUGUGACACCUGUAACAAAAGUAUACACUCCUGCACCACCUCCUGUUCCACCUAAGCCAUCUUCAAUUCCAUCAGGACUUGUAUUUACUCACAGGUCUGUUGAGGGAACCAAACCUCCAAUUGCUCCUAAACCAGCAAUUCCUCAGCCUCCAAUAACUACACAGAUGCCAGUGGAUACACAUCCCAAACCAACAGGUUUAUCCUUAACUUCCAGUAUGAUGUUGAAUUUAGUGACUUCAGUCGAUUAUAAACUGCCAUCUCCUACAUCCCCCUUGUCACCACAUUCCAACAAGUCUUCACCAAGGUUUUCCAAAUCAUUGAUGGAGACUUAUGUUGUUAUAACAUUGCCAUCUGAACCAGGAACUCCAACAGAUUCUUUAACUAGUCAGGCAGUGACGAGCUGGCCUUUGGGGUCACCUUCUAAGGAACUGGUUUCUCUGGAGCCUGUAUUUACUACAGUUCUUCCUGUGACAAGUGUGGAGAUUCAGAGCACAUCAGAUAAGAGCCUGUAUUCCUCAGGUGCUUUACAGACUCUCUAUGCUGCCCCAGUCGUGACACAGUCUUUGUUCCAUGUAGGCCCAGGUUCAGUAACUCCAUUACUAUUGAGUGAAGCGACUAAAACCAUGGUUUCAUUAGUAGACAGCACAGUUCCUAGUGUUGAUUCAAGUAGUGUUUCUAUAACGAUUCCUCCAGAGCCCAUGCCUCAAGAACCCUUAGCAUUACAGAAACCAAGAUAUAAAGAAAAUGGAAAGUUUCAACUCUUUGGGGAUGUUAUUGAUCUACGUAUGGUACCAAAGGUUGAUGGUGAAAUACCUGGAAGCUGCAUGGAUCUGUCUGCUUCUCCGGUGGAUGUGAGAAGGCAGACCACAGCAAGUGAGGCUUAUGGCAGACAAAUCAGCACUGUUCAACCUGCUAUCAUAAACCUCAGUGCAACAUCAUCAGUAGUAGCACCACUAGCCCUGGUCACAGAAACUAUUGCUGUUGUGACAUGUACAACUAGCGUAAGUUAUACCACAAGCACAGAAAGCUUGGUUGGGGCAGAUCAUUCGAUGAUGACACCACUUCAGUUAACAACAUCAAAACAUGCUGAGCCUACAUACAGAAAAACAAGUGUCCCAGUCUUCCCCACACUAAGGGAGGAAGCACCAAUAAACUUAUCUUUAAGUACUUCUGCCCAUGCAGUAACAUUGCCUACCACCAAACCUAUUACUGCACCUCCACCUAGUGUUACAAAUGGAUGGGCUGAUCUCUCCACAUCUCAGGGGCCUCAAGAUGGUGGUGCAGUGGAUCUCAGCACUACAAAGUCUCAUCGAACUGUAGUCACAGUGGAUGAAUCUACUUCAGGUGUUGUGACUACUGUCAUAGAAGAUGAUGAGAAACCAGUGGAUUUGACUGCAGGGAGAAGAGCGGUGUGCUGUGAUGUUGUUUACAAGUUACCAUUUGGAAGAAGCUGUACGACACAACAGCCUGCCACUACUCUUCCAGAAGAUCGUUUUGGUUACAGGGAUGAUCACUACCAGUAUGAUCGGUCAGGGUCAUAUGGUUACAGAGGAAUUGGAGGCAUGAAGCCUUCCAUGUCUGACACAAACUUAGCAGACACUGGAGUUUUUCUUUAUAAGAGUAAGAAUACCUUUGAUUAUACUGAUGGGGCUGAUACAGCAGUAGAUCUAACUUCUGGAAGAAUAACUGCAGGUGAGGUAAUGGAUUAUUCAAGCAAGACCACAGGUCCCUAUCCUGAGACUCGACAAGUUAUUUCAGGCACUGGGAUUGGUGCACCACAGUAUUCUACAGCAAGAAUGACCCCUCCACCAGGAUCCCCGUACGGCAUGGGGACUGUUUUGAGAUCCUCCAAUGGUGUGGUCUAUUCUUCAGUAGCAACUCCAAUCCCUUCUUCAUUUGCUAUCACUACUCAGCCUGGCUCUAUUUUCAGCACCACUGUGAGGGAUUUGUCUGGCGUUCACACAACCGAUGCAAUAACAUGUUUGUCUGCUUUGCAGCAGACCCAGCCCUUGCCUAGAUCAUAUGGUUUCCUAACAACUGGAGCUUCUAAGAAGGACGGUUCUGCGGCCGCUUUAGAUAUCGAAACAAGCUUGCAAACUCUGACUGCGGAAAGUCUCACUGCCGAGGCCAUUGAAGUGAUUCCCACUUUGACCACAGCAUCUGAGGUGUUUCCUGAAGUCCUGGGAGACGACAGUGCUCUUGUCGUUGACACUGAAGAGGAGAAGCAGCAGCAGCUUGAUCUGGAGCGGGAGCUCCUGGAGCUUGAGAAAAUUAAGCAGCAGCGCUUCGCCGAGGAGUUGGAGUGGGAACGACAGGAAAUACAAAGAUUCCGAGAGCAGGAGAAGUUUAUGGUUCAAAAGAAACUGGAGGAGCUGCAGUCUAUGAAGCAGCACCUCCUCUUACAGCAGGAAGAAGAGAGGCAAGCUCAGUUUAUGAUGAGGCAGGAAACGUUAGCGCAGCAACAACUACAGCUUGAGCAAAUCCAGCAACUUCAGCAGCAGCUGCACCAGCAGCUAGAAGAGCAAAAGAUCCGCCAGAUCUACCAAUACAGCUAUGAUCCUUCCGGAACAGCCUCACCACAAACUACGGCCGAACAAGCAAUCCUGGAAGGUCAGUAUCCAGCCGUGGAGAGCACCCAGUUUUGGCCCGCUGAAGAUGUCACCACCACAGCUUCAGCCGUAGUGGCCAUUGAAAUCCCUCAGAGCCAAGGCUGGUACACGGUUCAAUCCGAUGGCGUUACUCAAUACAUUGCUCCACCUGGGAUACUGACUACUGUUUCUGAGAUGCCUCUAACUGAUGUUGUUGUGAAGGAGGAAAAGCAACUUAAAAAGAGGACCUCUGGAACCAAGCUGCGUGGUCAGUAUGAUGAGCUUGAGGAAACUGUGGGUGAGGAUCCCCGGUGUUUUAAAAAGAUAGUAGACAGUGGAGUACAAACUGAUGAUGAAGAUGGAGCAGACAGAAAUUAUACCAAUAGGAGAAGGAGAAGUAAAAAAAGCGUGGAUACCAGUGUCCAGACUGAUGAUGAAGAUCAGGAUGAGUGGGAUAUGCCCAGUAGAUCACGGAGAAAAUCACGUCCUGGAAAAUAUAGUGAUAGCACCCCUGAAAUUGACAAGACUAAACCCCUCUCCAAGGUGUCUAGUAUAGCAGUCCAAACAGUGGCAGAAAUAUCAGUGCAGACUGAACCAGUUGGGACCAUAAGAACACCUUCUAUACGUGCUAGAGUGGAUGCAAAAGUUGAAAUAAUCAAACACAUUUCAGCUCCUGAAAAGACAUACAAAGGUGGAAGUUUAGGAUGUCAAACAGAGAUGGACCCCGAUGCACAGAGUCCUCAGUAUUUGAGUGCCACAUCUUCCCCCAAAGACAAGAAACGUCCAACACCUUUAGAAAUAGGUUAUUCGUCUCAUCUUCGGGCAGAUUCCACACUACAGCUAGUACCAUCCCCACCAAAAUCCCCAAAAGUUCUUUAUUCACCGAUUUCUCCAAUUUCACCAGGCAAAGCCUUAGAAUCAGCCUUUGUACCUUAUGAAAAACCCAUCACUGAUGAUAUCAGCCCUCAGAAAAUAUUGCACCCAGACAUGGCAAAGGUUCCACCAGCAAGCCCAAAGACUGCAAAAAUGAUGCAGAGGUCAAUGUCUGACCCAAAACCUUUGAGUCCAACAGCAGAAGAGAGUUCCAGAGUGCAUUUUCAGUAUACUGAGGGCUACUUGACCAAAGGUUCUCAGACCAUGACAGCUUCUGGUACCCAGAAGAAAGUAAAGAGGACACUACCAAAUCCACCUCCUGAAGAAAGUUCCUCAGGGACCCCAUCAGCAUACAGCACCAUGGGUUCUGUUUCCCGAAGAAGAAUCUGCAGAACUAAUACAAUGGCAAGAGCCAAAAUCCUCCAGGAUAUAGAUAGAGAACUCGACCUUGUGGAAAGGGAAUCAGCAAAGCUCAGGAAGAAGCAAGCUGAACUAGAUGAGGAAGAAAAAGAGAUCGAUGCAAAGUUACGGUACUUGGAAAUGGGAAUCAACAGAAGAAAAGAAGCCCUUUUAAAGGAAAGAGAAAAGAGAGAGAGAGCCUACCUCCAGGGAGUAGCUGAGGAUCGUGAUUAUAUGUCUGAUAGUGAAGUAAGUAGCACUAGGCCAACCCGAAUAGAAAGUCAGCAUGGUCUGGAAAGACCAAGAACUGCACCCCAAACUGAAUUUAACCAAUUUAUGCCACCACAAACACAGCCAGAAUCUCAAUUAGUUCCACCAACAAGUCCUUACACCCAGUAUCAGUUCUCCUCCCCUGCUCUUCCUACACAAGCACCAACUCAGUAUACCCAACAGUCUCCUUACCAACAGCAGCCUUUAUACCAUCAGCAGGUUUCCCCUUAUCAGACCCAGCCCACUUUCCAAACUGUGGCGACAAUGUCCUUCACACCACAAACACAGCCUCCACCAACUCCACAGCCUUCAUAUCAACUCCCAUCCCAGAUGAUGGUAAUACAGCAAAAGCCAAGGCAGUCUACCUUGUAUUUGGAACCUAAAAUAACAUCUAAUUAUGAGGUCAUUCGAAACCAACCCCUGAUGAUAGCACCGGUUUCCACCGAGAAUACUUAUGCAGUUUCCCACCUUGGUAGUAAGUACAAUAGUUUAGACUUAAGAAUAGGUUUAGAGGAAAGAAGCAGCAUAGCAGGCAGUCCAAUUUCAAGCAUAUCGGCAGAUUCUUUCUAUGCAGAUAUAGAACAUCACUCACCACGCAAUUAUCUAUUAAUUGAUGAUAUUGGCGAGCUUACUAAGGGUACAGCAGCCCUUAGUACUGCAUUUAGCCUUCAUGAUAAGGAUCUGACAAAAACUGACCACCUCCUUCAAACAACAGAGGCACGCAGAACUCAAGAAGUUACAGAUUUUCUGGCCCCUUUACAGACUUCUUCCAGACUGCAUUCUUACGUAAAAGCAGAUGAAGACCCAAUGGAUGAUCCCUAUGAAUUGAAACUUCUGAAACAUCAGAUCAAGCAGGAAUUCCGUCGUGGUGCUGAAAGUUUAGACCAUCUUACUGGUCUUUCCCAUUAUUACCAUGCAGAUACUAGCUAUAGGCAUUUCCCCAAAUCAGAGAAAUAUAGCAUUAGUAGAUUGACACUUGAAAAACAGGCAGCAAAACAACUUCCAGCAGCAAUCCUUUAUCAAAAGCAGGCAAAGCAUAAAAAAUCACUAAUUGACCCCAAAAUGUCAAAAUUUUCACCAAUUCAAGAAAGUAGAGACCUUGAACCUGAUUAUUCAAGUUAUAUGACUUCUAGCUCUCCAUCAGUUGGAGGCAUUUCCUCCAGGGCAAGACUUCUUCAGGAUGAUAUUACUUUUGGCCUUAGGAAAAAUAUCACAGACCAACAAAAAUUCAUAGGAUCAUCCCUUACUUCAUCCCUUGGAACAGGCUUGGGCACAUUAGGUUCCACAAUCCGGUCAGCGUUACAGGAUGAGGCAGACAAGCCUUAUAGUAGUGGCACUAGAUCGAGGCCUUCUUCUCGACCCUCCUCUGUCUAUGGACUUGAUUUAUCCAUAAAGAGAGAUUCAUCAAGCUCUUCUUUAAGACUGAAGGCUCAAGAGGCUGAAGCAUUAGAUGUUUCUUUUAGUCAUGUGACACCCUCUGGCAGAACUAAACCGACAAGUCUGCCUAUUAGCCAGAGCAGAGGAAGAAUACCAAUUGUUGCUCAGAACUCAGAAGAAGAAAGUCCUUUGAGCCCCGUUGGCCAGCCAAUGGGAAUGGCAAGAGCUGCAGCUGGACCACUGCCACCAAUAUCUGCUGAUACCAGAGAUCAGUUUGGAUCAAGUCACUCAUUGCCUGAGGUUCAGCAGCAUAUGAGAGAAGAGUCACGGACUCGAGGCUAUGAUCGGGAUAUAGCAUUCAUCAUGGAUGACUUCCAACAUGCUAUGUCAGACAGUGAAGCCUAUCAUCUACGCCGUGAGGAAACAGAUUGGUUUGAUAAGCCCAGGGAAACUCGUUUAGAAAAUGGACAUGGUCUUGACCGGAAACUGCCAGAAAGACUGAUUCAUUCAAGACCCCUCAGCCAACAUCAAGAACAAAUGAAUGGGAAGCCUACACAGUACAUCUUUCCUCAUGCAAGAAUAAAAAUAAUGAGAGACCUUAAGGAUCAUACAGUUUCAGGUAAUGGGUUAGGAAUCAGAAUAGUAGGUGGCAAAGAAAUCCCAGGAAGCAGUGGAGAAAUCGGAGCCUAUAUUGCCAAGAUCCUCCCUGGUGGAAGUGCAGAGCAGACAGGAAAACUAAUUGAAGGAAUGCAAGUGUUAGAAUGGAAUGGAAUUCCCCUGACUUCUAAAACCUAUGAAGAAGUCCAGAGUAUCAUUAAUCAACAAAGUGGGGAAGCAGAAAUAUGUGUAAGACUGGAUAUAAACAUGCUCUCGGAUUCUGAGAAUCCUCAGCAUCUGGAACUACAUGAACCACCAAAGGCUGUAGAGAAAGCAAAAUCUCCCGGAGUGGAUCCAAAGCAGCUGGCUGCUGAGCUUCAAAAAGUUUCUCUCCAGCAGUCACCAUUGGUUCUUUCUUCAGUUGUUGAAAAAGGAUCACAUGUUCACUCAGGCCCCACAUCAGGUGCAUCCAGUGCUGUUCCCAGUCCUGGUCAACCAGGAUCGCCCUCUGUGAGCAAAAAAAGGCACAGCAGCAAACCCACUGAUGCAACAAAGUCUGUCUCUCAUCCAAUUACUGGAGAAAUUCAGCUUCAAAUCAACUAUGACAAACACCUCGGAAACCUUAUUAUACAUAUUCUCCAAGCAAGAAAUCUUGUGCCCCGAGACAACAAUGGAUAUUCUGAUCCUUUUGUUAAAGUGUAUCUUCUUCCGGGAAGAGGCCAAGUCAUGGUUGUCCAGAAUGCAAGUGCUGAAUAUAAGAGGAGAACUAAAUAUGUUCAGAAAAGUCUUAAUCCAGAAUGGAAUCAGACAGUAAUUUAUAAAAAUAUCUCCAUGGAACAGCUCAAGAAGAAAACACUGGAAGUGACAGUCUGGGAUUAUGAUAGAUUCUCUUCCAAUGACUUUCUUGGUGAGGUAUUGAUUGAACUAUCUAGUACUUCUCACCUUGACAACACCCCUCGAUGGUAUCCUCUCAAAGAACAAACAGAAAGUAUCGACCAUGGAAAGUCCCAUUCUAGUCAGAGCAGCCAGCAAUCUCCAAAACCAUCUGUCAUCAAAAGCAGAAGUCAUGGAAUCUUUCCUGAUCCAUCCAAGGAUAUGCAGGUACCUACAAUUGAGAAAUCCCAUAGUAGUCCCGGGAGCUCAAAAUCAUCCUCUGAAGGCCAUCUUCGCUCUCAUGGUCCAUCACGCAGCCAAAGCAAGACCAGUGUCACUCAGACCCACCUUGAAGAUGCAGGGGCCGCCAUUGCAGCCGCAGAAGCAGCUGUGCAACAGCUUCGCCUUCAACCAACAAGACCUACUAAUCACCGACCUGCUGAAAGCUCCAUCUCUACGGGCUCAUCUGCCAGCAGCUUCGGCAGUGGAUAUAGUGUGGACAGUGAAGGAAGUAGCGGCGCUGCAGGGGAGGCUAAUCUAUUUCCCAUUCCAAGAGUAGGAAAGAUGGGUCAGAACGGACAAGAGCCGGCAAAACAGCCAGGAGUAGGAUUAACAGAUGCAGAAGCUAAAACUCAAGUAAUGGGAGAAAUCAAGAUUGCCCUGAAAAAGGAAAUGAAAACAGAUGGAGAACAGCUAAUAGUUGAGAUCCUUCAGUGCAGAAACAUCACCUACAAAUUUAAAUCUCCUGAUCAUUUACCAGAUUUGUAUGUGAAGCUGUAUGUGGUCAACAUUUCUACCCAAAAAAGAGUGAUCAAGAAAAAGACUAGAGUGUGUAGGCAUGAUCGGGAGCCUUCGUUCAAUGAAACAUUUAGGUUUAGCCUGAGUCCUGCUGGGCAUUCUCUUCAGAUUUUGCUUGUCUCCAAUGGAGGGAAGUUUAUGAAAAAGACACUGAUUGGUGAAGCUUAUAUCUGGCUUGACAAAGUGGAUUUAAGGAAAAGAAUAGUAAACUGGCACAAGCUCUUGGUCAGUCCUACUCAGACACACUGA